Cornus florida is the source of this 1922-nucleotide messenger RNA. Its product is annotated as protein S-acyltransferase 18. Gene Ontology annotation, molecular function: protein-cysteine S-palmitoyltransferase activity. Lineage: Eukaryota; Viridiplantae; Streptophyta; Magnoliopsida; Cornales; Cornaceae. The transcript has 9 exons. The coding region runs from base 209 to 1747 and encodes 512 amino acids. The record is from RefSeq and is a predicted model, not a curated record. Gene Ontology annotation, cellular component: endoplasmic reticulum; Golgi apparatus. Gene Ontology annotation, biological process: protein targeting to membrane; peptidyl-L-cysteine S-palmitoylation.
CGACCGUUGGUGUGGUGGGGUUAGGGGUGCGUGGGUCUCCUCAUUUUGAGCUAAAUCUGAAAGCUAAACUACACUCCAGGCUCCAGCUAGUAGUAGUAUAUUUUGUUCUUCAUCAUUCAAAUCACUUUCUUUGUUUUUGUAUUUCGAUUGAAGAAAAAGCUAACAAAUUUUCCCCAACAAAAAGAACAAUCACUUUGUUGAGAAGAUAAUGAGACGCCAUGGUUGGCAACGCCCUCUCCACCCUUUGCAGAUGGUGGCAAUGGCAAUAUACAGUUUCCUGGUCACGUCCUUCUAUUGCUUCUUGGGACUUUUUCUUGGAAACACAACUGCCGAGAUCACCGUCACCACAAUCUUCUCCUUUGUGGCACUUGCAGUUAUGUUUCUGUUUGUUAGAUGCACCGCCACCGACCCAACUGACAAAACAAGUUUUAGAAAGAAGAAGAGAAAAAUCAAAUCUAAUGGGUUCCCAAAGCUAAAUUAUGGGUUUAUUUUAGGUCAGAUUGUUAUGAGGUUUUUCAGGAGAUUGGAGCGCAAGAUCCUUACCACUUGUAUAAGGAGGAAGUACCUGGAUCCUUUGAAAACCCAUGCUCAAAUGGAGCCCUUGCUUCCAUUUCCUCUUGUCAUGAAGGAUGAUGAUUCUGUCGCACCUCACCCGAAAGAGGAUGACAUUUCGUAUUGUGCACUUUGCGAUUUCGAGGUAAAAAAACACAGCAAGCACUGCAGGACCUGCAACCGUUGUGUUGAAGGGUUUGAUCACCACUGCAGGUGGCUAAACAACUGCGUUGGGAAAAAGAAUUACACAACAUUCUUCCUUCUAAUGAUUUUUGUUUUGUUAAUGCUUACAAUUGAAGGAGGAACUGCUGUUGCUAUAUUUAUUCGGUGCUUUGCAGAUAAAAGAGGGAUAGAGCAAGAGCUGGAGACGAAGCUCUAUGUUGAGUUCCCAAGAGGAGUUCUUGCAGUGAUAUCUGUUUUGUUGUUUUUAAUGACGGCGUAUGGUUCAGCAGCACUGGGACAACUUUUCUUCUUUCAUGUUGUUCUCAUCCGAAAGGGAAUGAGAACAUAUGAUUACAUCUUGGCAAUGAAAGAGGAGAACCGGUCUGUGGAGCUAGAACCAUUUGAAUAUUCAGAUUUCUCUUCAGAUCUCUCUUCAGAUGAGAGCAUCGACUCUGAUUCUCCUGAAAAGCCGACAUUUGUCUCUCGGUUUAUAUGCAGAGAACAUAGGAUAAAUCAGAACCCGCCAAGAUUGUCCAUUAGAAUUGAUGGAGAACCUGAUCCUUCCAGCUCGAGCAAGAAGCAAGGCCUCCAUGCAAGCAUAGACCCAUGGAAACUUAUAAAUAUGAGCAGAGAGAAGGCUCUAAUGCAAGCUCAGAAGGCCAGAGAAAGGAUCAUGAAACAGAAGCCAGUGACGGAAAGUGAUUCACUGAAGCCACUUCCAUUGGAGACAAAACGCGGGCCACUAAUUAACCAAGAUAGAAAUGUGGCAGGUAUGGGAUCGGGCUUGACACCUCUCAUUUGUAAAGCAAGGGGGGUUCCAGGGUCACCAGGACGAUGUUCAAGCCCAAGAAGACGCUUUUCCAGUUCUCCGAGAAUGUUCUCAACAUGUUCUGUGGCAUCACCAAAGAACAAGUAUAAAAGCAAUUUCGAUUUAAAGUUGACAGAGGUCUCCAGGGAGCUUGAAACUUAUAUUUCGAGGCAGGUUUUAUGCUCUAUUUUGAAGAAAGAUGGGAGUGAAGCAUCGCCAAGAUAGAAUGCUUUACAAUUGGUUAUUUAGUUCUCAGCCUUUGAGAAAAUUGGUUGAUGGUCGUGUGUUUUCUUGGUAAGGUUCUUACAUGUACAUUGAGACGGUGUAUGUCCUUUUUUCUUCUUAAAAUUAUAUACAGAAAAUACAUUUGAAACUAUGGUCAAGGACAGAUUAACAACUA